GUAUAUCUACGUCAUGAAAAUGAAAGAGUAUUUAAAGAAGAGCUUGCCCCGUCCUGCUAACCAGAGCGCGUUUUCUCGACGUUAAAUAGUUUUGGUUUAGUGCAUAGAGGUCGCCAUUUUUGUCCGAGUCCUUUACUCUUUCUUUAAAACAAUUGCUACCGGUGCUUUUUGGAAUCUACCAAUAUCCAAGCUUAGGCGCCUCACGAUAUUUAUUUAACCUCAACAGGGAACUCAAUUGCUUGAAAAGUUUUAACAAUGCCUCUUUUAUCAGCCGAAGGAAAACUCCUUGUACGGAACAUCAUCUUCCUUGGAUUGGCGUUUUCGAGCGUGAUAGCUCAUUUCUUUACGUCUCCUUCCAUCCAAAAGGUGUUCCGACAGAACUUAACGCCAUUCUCGGCGAACAAGGUUCUGCUGCUGUUUUAUUUUCUUGCACAGAUGCUUUCAUUUGCGGGAAUGAGCGCUCCUCUGUAUUUCGUACAGGGUGAGGCAGACGAGGUAGUAAUGGCCGCGAACAAAUCGAUCCUGUUCAUCUCAAUUUUUAUCUUCGGCUGGACCUUUGCUUGGACAGGCCGCUCAAUGGUUUGGUCAGCACUUCUUAGCUUGUUUAUGUUCUCCCAGGCGUCUCGUAUGUACUUCCGCAAUGUUCGUAUGCACAAGGGACCCGUUUUCUACACAACUGUCAAACUUCCAAGUAAGAUGUUCUUUGCUUUUUCAAUCUGGCUUCUGGUAUACACGAUGAGCGCCUUCUUUGAUUGCAAGUCGCUUCCUUGCCGUGUUUUCUCCAACGUUAUGAUCUGGUUCAUCGCAGGCGCUUACUUGGUUCCUAUUUUCGCAUUCUAUGACGCUACUCUCGCUUUCUUGAGCAGCUAUAUUUUCUUUUCUAUGGGCGUCGGACAAGUUAUGAUCAGCCUCUUCACUUUACAGUACGUUUUUGCAUUCCUUUUGUCAAUUAUCCUGGCCGUGGUCGGCGUUGGAGCUCUGUUUAUGCCCAAACGUACUCCGGCAAGCCCUGCUGGUGAUGUUGAACAGGCACCUCUUCUUAAUGACAGCGCAUAAAGUCGCUAGUGUGGAAUGCUAGUGAGUGUGAAUGCUUUCUGACAUAAGUGGGCAUUCAAAAAACGAAGUAUCAUGCAACUUGUGCAGCGAAUUCAGACAAGUCUGGAACUUUCGUUUUAAUUGUUUACUUUUGUCGUGUGCCGUACAGGCCCCACGAACCCUACCAUCUCAAAUUCAUACUGUUGUAUCUUUUACAGUAAGCAUUUUGUCAAUCGAGAUCGAGCCGUGUUAUAUUAAUGAUCGUAUUUUGCUAGUAAUAAUCUUUUAACUAACUGAUUCGAAGACGAAACAAAAGUCC
Schizosaccharomyces japonicus yFS275 is the source of this 1354-nucleotide messenger RNA. Its product is annotated as fungal protein. The record is from RefSeq and is a predicted model, not a curated record. NCBI's taxonomy places the organism in Eukaryota, Fungi, Ascomycota, Schizosaccharomycetes, Schizosaccharomycetales, Schizosaccharomycetaceae. Bases 256 to 1056 code for a protein of 266 amino acids. The transcript has a single exon.